This is a messenger RNA of Cricetulus griseus (Chinese hamster), 1189 nucleotides long. Lineage: Eukaryota; Metazoa; Chordata; Mammalia; Rodentia; Cricetidae. The record is from RefSeq and is a predicted model, not a curated record.
AUGGGACACCAGUGCUGGCAGCCCGACUCUGUGGUCCCAGAGAAGACUACAGUGACCUUCCUAUGUGAGGGGACCACAGGAGCCCAAGAAUACCGUCUGUAUAAAAACGGAAACCGUUAUUUAACACACAGAGAGAGUCCAUUGAAUUCUCACAACAGGGCUGAAUUCUCAAUCUCAAAAAUAGGCCAGAAAGAAGCAGGGCGAUACCAAUGUUGCUACCAGACCAGUGAUGGAUUGUCAGAGUACAGUGAUUCCCUGGAGCUGGUGGUGACAGGGGCCUACAGUAAACCCAGUUUGUCAGCCCAGCCCAGCCCUGUGGUGACUGAAGGAGGGAGUGUCACCCUCCAGUGUGUCUCAAGGCAACGGUAUUAUUUGUUCAGUCUGACUAAUGAAGGACCACAGAAGCGCUCAUGGACACUGGACUCAGAUUAUAAUGGCUCUACUCAAGAAUACCAGGCCCGUCUAUAUGUAGGUCCUGUAACCUCCAGCCAAAGGUGGACAUUCAGAUGCUACAGCUUUAAUGAGAACAACCCACUGAUUUGGUCAGAACCCAGUGACCCCCUGGAGCUCUUGUUCUCAGGGACCCUCCACAAACCCACCAUCAAGGCUGAGCCAGGCCCUGUGAUUGCCUCAGGAAGCCCCAUGAACAUCUCAUGACAGGGGACCCUGGAUGCAAAAAUGUGUUUUCUGCAUAAAGAGGGAAGUCAACAAACCUGGGGUACACAGACCCCAAAGGAGCCUGGGAACAAAUCUACAUUCUCUAUUUCUUCUGUGACAGAGAGCAUUGCGGGGCAAUAUCGCUGUUACUGUUACAGCUCAGCUGGCUGGUCAGAGCUCAGUGACACCCUGGAACUAGUGGUGACAGGAAUCCACAACACUAAACCCCGACUGACAGCACGGUCCAGCCCUGUGGUGACCUCAGGAGGGAACAUGACUCUCCAGUGUGUCUCCUGGGUGUCCUAUAACAAGUACAUUCUCACCAAAGAAGAUCAGAAGUUUUCCAGCUCCCUGAACUCACAGUACAUAGGAAGUAUUAUGCAGUACCAAGCCUUAUUCUCUAUAGAUCAUGUAACAGCAGACCACACAGGGACAUUCCGAUGCUAUGGUUACUACAAGCAAACCCCACAGCUGUGGUCAGCACCCAGUGAUCCCCUGGAAAUACACAUCUCAGGUCUGUCCAAGAAGCCCU